AUGGCCCUCCCAAUCCGUAAAGUCCUCAUCCCAACCCACGGUGACCCCUCGGUCGUAACCCUCACAACCACCACCCUCCCACCCCCAUCCUCAUCCGAAGUCCAACUCAGAAUCCUCUACUCCAGCAUGGGCGGCAGCGACAUCCUUAUGAGGCAAGGCAUCUACCCUCUCCAACAAAAAGCCCCUCUAACCCCGGGCUACACGCUCAUCGGGCGCGUACACAAAAACGGCGCCCGUAGUAAAAAGUUUACAGAAGGCACUCUAGUAGCAUGUCUCUGUGUCUACAACGGCCAGUCCACAUUCAGUAACCAGCCCGAAAAAUACCUCAUAAAGGUGCCCGAAGGAGUAGAUUUACAACAGGCCGUCGCGCUAGUGCUGGAUUGGAGUACAGCGUACGGCCUCGCUUAUCGCGGUGCGCAGAUUACACCUGGAAAGAGGGUGUUUAUACACGGGCUCAGCGGUAGUGUCGGGUACGCGCUGCUGACGUUUUGUAAAAGGCAGGGUGCGAGUGUGUACGGUACUGCUGCUGCGCAUAACCACGCUGCGGUGAGGGAAGCCGGCGCCACGCCGUUCGUCUACACUGACAAAGACUGGAUGCGUGUCAUGAAAGAUAUGGGCGGCGCGCAUGUAGUGUAUGAUGCGUUGGGAUUUGCCUCCUGGGACGAGAGUUGGAGUAUCCUUUCUUCCGACCGAGGUCAUCUUGUGGGUUAUGGAGGCAACUUGAAUUCGCUGAAUGGAGAUAAACCGCGAGGCAAUAGUUUGCAGAUUGCAAAGCUGCUGGCCAAGGGCAAAGUGCCGUUUUGUCCGUAUCGCACGUCGUUCUUUUAUAUUAACAGGGAUCAGAAGACGUAUAAGCCGGAGUUGGAGGCGCUGUUGGAGAUGCUGGUGAGAGGCGAGAUUAGGGUGCCGGUUAGGAAGGUGUGGGGGUUGGAGCAGGUACCCGAGGCGCAUCGGGUUUGGGCAAAGGGACCUGGGGUUGGUGCUGUUGUGGUGAAGGUGGCGGAGGAUGAGGGUGUAAGGUUGGUAUAA
Molecule: messenger RNA, 1029 nt
Organism: Bipolaris zeicola 26-R-13
Lineage: Eukaryota; Fungi; Ascomycota; Dothideomycetes; Pleosporales; Pleosporaceae
Exons: 1
Coding region: 1-1029 (342 amino acids)
Cellular component (GO): mitochondrion
Molecular function (GO): oxidoreductase activity
Source: RefSeq, a predicted model, not a curated record